Molecule: messenger RNA, 855 nt
Organism: Hydatigera taeniaeformis
Lineage: Eukaryota; Metazoa; Platyhelminthes; Cestoda; Cyclophyllidea; Taeniidae
Source: the annotation of a GenBank genome assembly
AUGAUUUGGGCCGUUGUUCGCGUAGUGUUCUGCCUUGUCGUUCGUGGCAAUCUUGCGGCUAAAUUAAAUCCUGUCUUUGCUGUUAAUUGCGGUGGUGAUGAACAUAUUGACAGUAAUGGAGUUCUGUAUUUUGCGGAUUUUAAUGAUCGUGGCAUUGCUUCUGGCCAUGGACUGAACUUGGUGAUGCACAGAGCUCCUGAGUCUGACGCCGUUUUGUACCAAACGGAGCGUUAUGAUACCUCAUCAUUUUUCUAUGAGUUCCCUAUUCCCGCUGAUGGUAAAUAUGUGCUACACUUAAAGUUUUCGGAGGUUUGGUUUCAAUAUCCUAAUGGGAAGGUUUUUUCUGUCGAACUGAAUGGUUUGAGAAUUAUCCGGGAUCUAGACAUUUUUCGAAAAGUCGGAUUCUCUGUGGCUCACGAUGAAAAUAUUCCUCUCACCAUUAAGGAUGGUAGUAUUCUUGUAGGAGACGCCAGCGCGAAGCUAUCAAACGACGGAAAGUUGCGAAUAACUUUCGUGAAGGGUAACCAUGACAAUCCCAAGGUGAAUGCAAUCGCACUCUUUAAGAACACCAUCGAAGAUAUUCCUAAAUUACCUCCACUGGACUACUUGGAAGAGGGAGAUGGUUUUGAGCCACAGGACCCACUGGCGUCAUCAACGAUGUCACCUCUUCAUGGCAACGCCAAAGGUGAUGUAGACUUCUCCCAAAGACCUCGACGAUUGCCCAUGCCUUCAUCAUUAGAAAAACCACCUGCGCCGGAUCCUUACGCUUCCACUGAUUAUUCUGUUUACGUCCUACCAAUUUUAAUAUCUGUGGCUGCCUUUCUUCCCCUUGUUUUCUGUCUGUACACUUUGUGA